UCUCGAGUUAGUUUGGAGUCACCGCCUGUCGUGAAAAGAGGACAACCUUUAGGAAGUUCUCUACAAAAGCAGCUUCAAGGAGCCCUGUUAUCAGAGCAGAAAAUUGAAGUUAUUAAAAAGAAUCUGGCUGGCUGCUUGGAUGAGAUAUCGAAUAUGCCACCGGAAGAGUUUGCUAAAGUCAUGACUACGAGUUCUCUGUUAUUGCCUUCUGGCGAUAUGUGGACUAUUGUACAGAAAAAUUUCCGGAAUUGUGAUUCCUCGGACAUCCCUAAUACAAAGGGUGAUCUGCUCAGUUGGGAUGAGAAGAAGGGCUACCUACGUACAAUCUUGACGAGGAUUUUCCUAGAAGACAUAGGAGUUGGCAUAAAAGCGACCACGUUCGUGCUACUGUCUCCAAGUUAUGGACUUUUGGACUGGAUGAAGGACCGAAGUGAUCCAUUUCGAUUUUCUAUCUAUUGGCAGGUGAGCGACAGUCAUGUACGGCUAAAUGGAACUCUGUUGCAGAUGGAGGGCAAGAUAUUGCUGUGGGCAUGGUUCCAACAGUUCUCAGAAGAGCUGCCGCUUCAAGAUGUUUCUACUCCAAAUGUCAAAAAAGCUUACGAAGAACUGCUAAAGCAUCUGGACGAAUUGGCCGAAAGGCGUGCUAAAGAGAUGGAGAACGAAGAACCGAUCCCGAUCAGCGAUGAAGAAAACGCGCUCACCAAAAUGGCCAUAGCUUAUCUAUCACCAGUAAAUGGAUCUCGGGUGGAUUUGAAAUCUACUCUUGGUGGUUUGAUCUCUGAUUGCAUGGAAAGUGUCAAAAAAGCGAUGAAUCCACGCGCUCUUGGAGGUGAAAAAGCUUGGUCGGAAGUUUACAUGGUAAGCAAUCGUUCACACAUGCUGAAUGGAAUAACAAUGUCCGCAUUGUCGUACAAGGACGAUCUGUCGAUUGUCCGUGGUGUGUGCGAUUUAUUGCGUCACGAGCUUCCUUUGAUUCGAGAGGUUCGCCAGGAGCUCGCUGAGAUAAGAGCAGCAGAAAAACCAUGGAUUGUUGUGUAUCGCGGCAUCAUCGAAGACAUUAUGAAAUUUUUCCAAGUUAUGACUCUGUUUGAGAUAUGA
Messenger RNA from Ostertagia ostertagi, 1098 nucleotides. The record is from the annotation of a GenBank genome assembly. NCBI's taxonomy places the organism in Eukaryota, Metazoa, Nematoda, Chromadorea, Rhabditida, Trichostrongylidae.